AUGGAGGAGUUUAGGUUGAGGAGAAGACCGUUGGGACUCAGGUUGGGUAUUGAAAACGCGCAGUGCCACGAGGAGAGAUAUCAGGAUAUAAUGGGUAAUACGAAGAUCCCUAGUAUUGAGGACGACCCGCGAAGUUCGAUAGCCCGUUCAACCGUAGACAGUUCCGAGAAUAGAAGAACAAGAGAAUUUACAUCUAGAAGAGUAAACAAUGUCAUCGGCGAGACCACCAGUAAGGCUCGAGGCAAAGAAGGUGAGAAAGGGACAAGAAGGAAAGUUUCGUUCGCCUUGGAAAUUGAACGACAGGCGGAAGAAGAGACCCCGAUCAAAUUGAGAGAAUUGGAAGUUGGUUGGAGAGCCAGGAGGAGGGUCGUUCUGGAAGAUAACACGCAAGUGAAUCAGAGGAUCGGUAAGGCAUCCUUAGGUGUCCAGGAUCGGAUGGAGGGGACUGCCAUGGGAAAGAAGUCCAAUGCACCUGACCCGGAGUUCAAUUGUUGGAAGGAAGCGAAGCCAUCGGUAGGUCGUAAGAAGGUAUUAGAUGUUGUUCCCUCUCGUCCACCAAUCAUGAAGAAGGGAACACAAGCUGCGAAUCCCAAGUCAGAACAUCAUAUCCAGAAACAAACGUCGAAAAGAAUUCUACCCACCCUUUCCCGCGACGUCACUGUGAAUUUGAUGUCUAACCCAAAACAAACAAUGUUUCCACUCACACCCCCCACUUCACCCGAACCGGAUUUAGUUCCUCUCCCACCCCACUCCGUCCCCUUGAUACCAUCCACAAAACUCGACAACACAACUCCAAUGACCGUUUCAUCCCGCUGCAUUCCCAAGCUCUGGACAAAACCAACCAUCCCGAACAUCGAGCAAGUUCAAUCGGUAGAAAGACGACUGUUCUCCGAAUCAUCCUAUCAUCUUGAACCGAUACUGGCCCACCCCCUUCCUCCUACUCCUCAUCCUAUACCACUCCAUAUUGGGAAGAAAGAAACGAUUUAUAUCCCUUAUGUACGCUACGAACUUCGACUCUUUCUUCCUGGUCACAAAACCAUUACGGUACUUUCUGGAGGUCGAUCUUUGAUCUAUUCCUCUCCACAAAUAUCACCUUCACCGUCUCGACCUACGUCAUCUUCAAAACAACACACCGCUUACUCCAAGCAAUACCACGUAGAACCGGAGACAUCCAGAAUCAACAAGAAGGUCGUAGAUGCUCCGAAGAGAUUUGAUGAGCACCGGCGGAGACAAGAGGGAGAGGAAAAGGGAAAAGGAGAUGAGAGAUAUAAAUUGUCCCUGGAUGACUUCACCAAAUGGACAGAAAGGGAGAAGAAAGAAUGGAAAGCUGUUUAUUCUUUAGUGGAAAGGUUCAAACGUUCUACUCCACGUGUAAAGAUAUAUCAUCCACUAGGUCAAUUAACUUUGACCUGUUCCGACCCACCGGAUGUCAUCUUGGCUUUUGAUUUACACUGUCCCUCUGUAUCCGACACCUCUUCCACAUUCGCUCACACAUCAUCACCUCCCAUGUCAACCACCUUCCGGUCUGUUGCGCCAAACACGGAGCGGACGACCAAUCAUCAUCAAUCUGGCGUCGACUUCACCAAGAAGAGAACCGGUCUAGAAGGCACAACACGAGUUCGACUCCUUUAUUCCCGCCUAGCGAAGGAAAUACGAGUAGACAUAUCCAAGACCGUCCAUAAUCAAGGUCGUCGAGAAACCCUACGAAGUAGAAGAAUGGCCGAGUUGAUCACUUCUCCGAUACAUGUCUCGGAUCGCACUCGACCUUUCAAAACUCUAGUGCUAGAGAACGAAGACAUCAUGGACCGACUAUCACUCUCUGAUCAGACCCAUCUCAGAAGGGAUCCCGAGAAAGUGCAUCAGGCAUUCAUCAGUCUUGGUCUCUCGAUAUCCACGAUGGAGAGUUGGUCAAAAGAAGAGAUCGAAGCCGUGUGUAGAUUAUGGGAUCUACGAAAUGAAUGGGACAGAAGACAUUCUACCUGA
Messenger RNA from Tremella mesenterica DSM 1558, 1983 nucleotides. RefSeq lists its product as uncharacterized. Bases 1 to 1983 code for a protein of 660 amino acids. NCBI's taxonomy places the organism in Eukaryota, Fungi, Basidiomycota, Tremellomycetes, Tremellales, Tremellaceae. The record is from RefSeq and is a predicted model, not a curated record. The transcript has 2 exons.